Molecule: messenger RNA, 828 nt
Organism: Harpegnathos saltator (Jerdon's jumping ant)
Lineage: Eukaryota; Metazoa; Arthropoda; Insecta; Hymenoptera; Formicidae
Product: histone-lysine N-methyltransferase E(z)-like
Exons: 3
Coding region: 113-472 (119 amino acids)
Biological process (GO): heterochromatin formation
Cellular component (GO): ESC/E(Z) complex; nucleus
Molecular function (GO): histone H3K27 methyltransferase activity; chromatin binding; protein binding
Source: RefSeq, a predicted model, not a curated record
CUUCAAUAUUGCUGCAAUAUUGCAGUGCUGUGUGGGAAAUGUCAGCGUGCAACGUGGUCUUUAUAAGUAUCGAAAAAUUUAAUUUAUUAGAGUGAAAAUCAGUAUAAUCUCAAUGAGUCGAAUUUUUGAUUUGAAAUAUACUUUAUACAAUUUGAAAGAUCAGCAGCGAAGAAUGAAUUCAUCUCGGAAUAUUGCAGCGAAAUUAUCAGUCAAGACGAAGCUGACAGGAGGGGAAAAAUAUAUGAUAAAUAUAUGUGUAGUUUCCUUUUUAAUCUUAAUUAACAAUGAUUUUGUAGACGCGACACGGAAAGGGAAUAAAAUAAAGUUCGCUAAUCACUCGAUAAUUCCAAAUUGUUAUGUGAAAGUAAUGAUGGUGAACGAUGAUCAUAGAAUAGGUAUUUUUGCUAAGAGAGCGAUUCAACCUGGUGAAGAAUUAUUUGUUGACUAUAGAUAUAGACCAUGGAACAAUUAAAAUUCGUCGGUAUCGAGCGAGAAAUGGAGUUUCUCUAAUAUAUGUAUAUAUAUUAUAUGGACUUUUACACGUAUAAAUGGUGCAUCAAGCGAAUACAUACAGCUGAAAUAUUAGAAAGGAAAUAAGCAUAAAAAUAUCAAAGUAAAAAUAUACGUAUACAAGCACAAAAUUUCUGCGAGAAGUUUUAUCAGCAGCAAAUGCCAGAACAAAUUUCCUGAGUGUAGGUGCAAGGCGCAAUGCAAUACAAAGCAGUGUCUUCGUUAUCUGGCUGUCAGGGAAUGUGAUCCGGAUCUUUGCCAAACGUAUGGUGCAGAUCAUUUCCAAAUCAAUUAUACUAUAUUAUAUUAUAUUAUAUA